CAACUAUUUGAAGUCUCUGUGUAAUUUGUCAGUGUAUAAGGUACAGGAAAAGUAAUAGCUGAAUUCACAUGUUCUCUUCCUUUUUUCCCUUUAAUAUCUUUAUUUUGCGGUGUCCGACGUAAUAUUAUGGUGUCCAAGCGUGACAAGAAUAAAUACAUUACUUCAACUUAGUUUUCCCUCCAUAGAAAUUCUUUGAGAAUGAAUUCCCCUAAUACAAACCGUAGACCUAGGUUCCAUCUUCCUACUAUAUUUUUGUGACUCGAAAUAUCAUCGGCCUUUUGAGUGAAAAAGAGAUCGCAAAUCUUGCCGUUGUGGACGUAACUUCGGAGCCGUCAUAUAUUUAUUAGUUACACCCACAACAAGGACCUGAAAUUACACUUUAAGCUGAAUUCUAAAUUACAUAAUAACUGUAGGCCAUUAUUAAUUUGAGGCCUAAAAAACUGGAGAAUUAUCAUAGAUCAAUCCCGUUUCAUGUUCAAGAAAUAUCAAAAGAUAGUCCGAAAGGUAACCGUUGUGUCCGGUGCGGCUUCGUUACGCCCACUCAUCUAUUAUCACGGCAGAAAGCACACUUCCGCGAUGUAGAAGUCAAGCUACCAUGGAGCCUCUGAAGUCAUAGUGGGGAACCCGUUCAUGACUGAAAAGCUUCCUCGCAAGUACUUCGCGGGGAAUUUUUGUAUGAAAAUCUGCUUGUCGUCCGCGAAUUACGCCCGCGAUACCUCCCAACAUGUCGUCUGCAAGCUGAAUGCACGCUCCACUUUGCAUCAUCAAAAGACCCUUUUUUCGAUAACAUGCCUCCACCUCUCAAGCUACGGCUCCGAGGAUACUUGAACAAUACUGGUGUGGAUACCUCUUUGGAUGCGUGCUCCUCAUCAGCUAUCCCAAAGAAAUCAUCUGCCCUGAGAUCCGAGAAAUUCAGAGAAGAACUAAAGAAGGAUCCAGAAAGAUACAAAGCUUUCUGUGCCAAAGAUGCUGCAAGAUCAGGAAAUCGUCGGAAACAUAUGACAAAGGAACAACGAAUCCAUUACAAUCACAUGGCUAAGCUUCGAAUGAGGAAGAAAAAAGAAAGUGAUAGAGAGAAGACAAAGAAUGACAAAACUAAAACGACAUGUAAAACACGUGCAGGGAAGAAACAGCAGGAAGAGAGACGAGAGAAAGACAGAUUACGGAAACAGUUGAGGCGUGAAAGUAUGACAGCAGAGGAAAGAGCAGCAGUAAACAAGAAAAGAAGAGAGCAACGUCUGCAGAAACAGCUAGAACUGCAACAAAUUAGAUUACAAAAAAGAGAACAUGCACUUAGAAUUGAACAACUAGAACGGGAGAAAAGAGAAGUACAAGAAAAACUGAGAAAAGAGAAGAAAGCUGAAAAAGAGAAGACAAACAUUGCCAAUGAACAACGUAUCACAAAGAGAAGAAGAUUUGAAGCAAGGAGAAAAGCCAUUCAAAGAGCUCGUGCAGGUCUGCCAAAGUCUCCAUCCAAAUUCGCUAAGACUGUAGCAGAUGUCAUAAGUUCAGCAACUCCAAGGAAAAAAGAAGCACUGAAGAACAAUAGAAUUGGCAGUGUGGAUGAUGUUGAAAAAGUCUUCACUGAAUCAGUUGCUGAAGAAAUGCGAUCAAUGAGGAAACAGAGAUCCAUCAAGAACUUGGAGUGGAAACGGUCUUUGAUGCCCAUGAUCAAAAAGAUGAAACAAUACAAACUUCAGAGGAGAGCUAGCAAGUACUUUGGUGUUACAUCAAAGAGCAUAAACAAAGCAAAUGAAAUCCAGAGAAGAAAAACCAAGAAAGCUCUUGAUCAGGCUGUCAUAAACAAAGUUGUCAGUUUUUAUGAGAAGUCCUCUGUCACCCUGGCAGAUAAGAAGCUAAUUUCUAAAAGAACAUUGAAAAAAACAGCAUUCUUGCAAAGGCCCAUUAGAAUUCUCUAUGAGAACUUUAAAGCUGAAAAUCCAUCACUUAAGAUCGGGCUGACGAAGUUUGCAGCAUUGAGGCCACGUAAUAUCAAACCUGUAGGGUCUAUAAAGUUUCAAGGUUGCCUGUGUACCUAUUGCUGUAAUGUUGAUCUGAAGGUGGCAGCACUGAAUAAACUUGCAAACUCUUACAGCAUGAAGUCUAUGUUCGAAGGCGUGUAUGGUGUAUAUAAUGCAACAAUGUGUCCCAAGGGUACACAGAAAUAUCACAAGUCUUCAUGCAUCCAAAGAAGAUGUGGCAGCUGUGGAGUUCACUUGUUGAUUGAUCAGUUGACUCCGCUCAUCCAGCAACAUGGUGGAAAAGAAAUCUCUUGGAGAAAGUGGGAACGAAAAACUGUCAAUGCAGGUGGUAAAGAUGUUGUUAGGCAAGAACUUGUUACAAAGACAGGUAAACUUGAAGACUGUAUCUCCGAACUGCAGGACGAGGUUGAACCACUGAGUACUCAUCUAUUUCAUGCCAUGUGGCAACACAGUCAGUAUUCUCAGUUGAAGUCUUCACUACCCAAGGGAUGGGUGCUAAUGGUGGCAGAUUUCGCAGAGAAUUACACCUGCCGAAAUCAGCAGGAGAUUCAAUCAGCACAUUGGUCGCAUAACACCGUGACAAUACAUCCAAUUGUUUGCACGUAUCACUGUCCCAAAUGUGAUGAGUUGAUGGAUGAAUCAUUGAUAUUCAUCACAGCUGAUGUAAAACAUGACUACAAUGCAGUUAAUACUUUCAUGUGCACAUCAGUGGAAUACCUCCAAAACAAACUGACAGAUGUUCAACAAAUUGUCCGAUUCUCAGAUGGCGCAGCAUGCCAAUACAAGAGCAAAGGCCCUUUCACCGAUGUUGCCAUGGCUGACACUGUUUACAAAGUUCCAACAAGUUUUCACUACUACGGGUCGUGUCAUGGAAAAGGACCCAGUGAUGGGGAGUCUGCUGUGGUGAAGCGGUCAGCAUCACAGGCUGCCUUGGCUCGCAAUGUGGUGAUGAACACUGCUGAGGACUUAUUUCUGCAUUGCAAAGAGAUUGCCAUAAAAGAUGAUGGAACUGAAAGCUGCCUGCACUUCCAGCGUACAAUAUUCUUUGUAGAGAAGAUUGAUCGUGACAGAGGGUAUGAAAGUUGUGACAUCAGAACACUGAAGGGGACACGCAGUUUGCACGCCAUCAGAGGCAAUCCACAAGGGGUUGUUUGGUCUCGAAAUGUGUCCUGCUUCUGCCAAGCAUGCCUGACUGAAGCAUAUGAAGACUGCUUGAACAAAGAGUAUGUAGAUGACUGGAAGGAAUCUGUCAUCUUUACCAGACCUCCCAGGAUAUCUGUGACUGCUGGAAUUGAAGACAGUGUGCCCCCUCGUGCUGAUUCUUCUGAUGUGCCACCUUGUGCUGCAUCAUCUGAUGUGCCCCCUCGUGAUGUGCCCCCUGCUGCUGCAUCAUCUGAUGUGCCCCCUCGUGAUGUGCCCCCUGCUGCUGCAUCAUCUGAUGUGCCCCCUCGUGAUGUGCCCCCUGCUGCUGCAUCAUCUGAUGUGCCCCCUCGUGAUGUGCCCCCUGCUGCUGCAUCAUCUGAUGUGCCCCCUCGUGAUGUGCCCCCUGCUGCUGCAUCAUCUGAUGUGCCCCCUCGUGAUGUGCCCCCUGCUGCUGCAUCAUCUGAUGUGCCCCCUCGUGAUGUGCCCCCUGCUGCUGCAUCAUCUGAUGUGCCCCCUCGUGAUGUGCCCCCUGCUGCUGCAUCAUCUGAUGUGCCCCCUCGUGAUGUGCCCCCUGCUGCUGCAUCAUCUGAUGUGCCCCCUCGUGAUGUGCCCCCUGCUGCUGCAUCAUCUGAUGUGCCCCCUCGUGAUGUGCCCCCUGCUGCUGCAUCAUCUGAUGUGCCCCCUCGUGAUGUGCCCCCUGCUGCUGCAUCAUCUGAUGUGCCCCCUCGUGAUGUGCCCCCUGCUGCUGCAUCAUCUGAUGUGCCCCCUCGUGAUGUGCCCCCUGCUGCUGCAUCAUCUGAUGUGCCCCCUCGUGAUGUGCCCCCUGCUGCAAGCUCUUUGACUUUGCCAUCAGGUUCCACAUUCAACCCUUCCAGGGUUGUAGUAGGAGACUUUGUCGUCAUUGCGGUGCAAGGCAGGAAGAGGAAAAUCCCCUACCUUGCAAAGGUUCUGGGAGCAAAUAGUGAGCGUAAGGAGGUGAAAGUUUCCUACUUAGAUGAAGUUUCCCCAUCGGUCUUCUCCUGGCCAUCCAUCGCUGAUAAAGUAUAUUGGCAUCCCCUUGCCGAUAUGGUGGCAUCGAUGGGAAUACCCUCUGUCAAAGGAACUGGCUCAAGAUUGAAACUUACUUUCAAAGAUCUCUCUGCUCUUCAAGUUUAUAGUUCUGAGCACUAGGUGAUAUAGCCUAUAAUCUAGGCGGAGUGCCGAGCUUUUUUCUUUGCUGCUAGACUAACCCUAAG
Strongylocentrotus purpuratus (purple sea urchin) is the source of this 4360-nucleotide messenger RNA. RefSeq lists its product as uncharacterized. The transcript has 5 exons. The record is from RefSeq and is a predicted model, not a curated record. The coding region runs from base 789 to 4295 and encodes 1168 amino acids. Lineage: Eukaryota; Metazoa; Echinodermata; Echinoidea; Camarodonta; Strongylocentrotidae.